CGCAGCAAGGCACAGUGCACGCGCAGUAUCAGGGCUGCUGUUGCCACACUGCUGCAAUGGCGGCGCACUGAAGAUUGAAGUUGAAUGAGUUUAUUUCCGUGUGUCGUGUAUGGAUUGUGGCAAGAAUACGCGAAGGAGAACAAAGCUUCAGUGGCAAACGAAUUCUGACAAGUGUCUUCGUUCCUGCAUUUCUGUUGAGAGAGAAAUGUGCUAGCCGUGCUAGCGAACAGUAGCCUAUGCAACCGCUCCGUGGAAUCAUCUCACAUCUGCAUGCAAUAGGGAACCACCACCACCCACCACUACUCGCUCGUUGGACAAUUUCAGGAGGAGUAUUCACAAACCAGUGAAUCACAGAGUGAACUGGAACAUCAUGGCUGAACGAAACUCCACUGGAUUACUAAUGAUGAUGAUGGAGCCAACUCCGGCAAUUGCAAUGACUCUCCCGGCAGAGGUUCGAGAGAAACUCGCGGAGCUGGAGCUAGAGCUAUCCGAAGGGGACAUCACGCAAAAGGGCUAUGAGAAGAAGCGAAGCAAGUUGCUGGCCCCUUACAUCCCACAGAUCCAAGGAGUAGAUCCAUCUCUUCAGAUUGAGCACAGAAUUCAGGCGUCGUCCCAAGCUGCUCCAGCUGGCUCCAAACAGAACAAAUCGCGGACGCCAAACACGCGGGAUGAGCGUUUCCGCUCCGAUCUGCACACAGAAGCCGUACAAGCAGCCUUGGCCAAAUACAAAGAGAGAAAGAUGCCCAUGCCUUCCAAGAGACGCUCUGUGCUCGUUCAGUCCUCGGUAGAAGCAUGCACGCCCCCAGACACCUCAUCGGCCUCGGAAGACGAGGGCUCGCUGCGCCGGCAGGGACGGAUGGCCUCCUCCACCCCGUACCAGGCCCACGCCAGUGUGGAGCACUGGUUUAACAGGGUCAUCCAGGGCUCGUCCACCUCAUCCUCCGCAUCCUCCACCUCAUCCCACCCCGGAGGGAGGCCGCACGCCGCCGCCAACCCCACCGCCACCGCCACCGCCCUGACCGACCUCAUGGCACACACCCAGCUAGAUAACCACUCGGCGCCCCCAGACGUCACGGGCCUGUCGGAGCGCCCGCUGCACGCCGAACGGCCCCAGGUGGCCUCGGUGCGCGGCCUUCCCCGCGGCUACAACCACACCAGCGUCAUGGAGACCGCAGACGGUGUUCCGGUCAACAGUCGCGUCUCCUCUAAGAUCCAGCAGCUGCUCAACACGCUAAAGAGGCCCAAGCGGCCGCCACUGAGGGAGUUCUUUGUGGACGACUUCGAGGAGCUUCUGGACGUUCAACACCCGGACCCCAACCAGCCUAAACCAGAGGGGAUGCAGAUGAGCCCUCUGGAGGGUGAGUCUCAGGGGGUGGUCUCCAACUGGCCCCCGUCCCUGCUGGCCUCCCUCCAGCGCUGGGGUACCACGCACCCCAAGAGCCCUUGCCUAACCGGCCUGGACAACGCCGGCAAGCCAGUCUACACGCUCACAUACGGGAAGCUAUGGACCAGGAGUCAGAAGCUGGCUUACACCCUAAUGAACAAGCUGAGCACCAGGAACGAGCCACUGCUACGACCUGGAGACAGGGUGGCGCUGGUCUUUCCCAACAACGACCCCGUCAUGUUCAUGGUGGCCUUCUACGGCUGUCUCCUGGCGGAGCUGGUGCCCGUGCCCAUCGAGGUGCCCCUCACCAGGAAGGAUGCAGGAAGCCAACAGAUCGGCUUCCUGUUGGGUAGCUGUGGUGUGACCCUGGCACUGACCACAGACGCCUGCCAGAAAGGACUUCCUAAAGCACAGACGGGAGAGGUCGUGACCUUCAAAGGGUGGCCACGACUUCUGUGGUUCGUGACAGAUGGCAAACACGUGGUGAAGCCCCCAAAGGACUGGUACCUGCCCAUAAGGGACGCCAGCAACGAGAUCGCUUACAUAGAAUACAAAACCAGCAAGGAGGGGAGCACCAUGGGCAUCACUGUCUCCCACGCCGCCAUGCUGGCUCACUGCCACGCACUUACACAAGCCUGCGGCUACUCAGAGGGUGAAACCAUAACAAACGUCCUUGACUUCAAGAGGGAUGCAGGACUGUGGCAUGGCGUACUUACGAGUGUUAUGAACCGGAUGCACGUGAUCAGUAUCCCCUACUCCCUGAUGAAAGUCAACCCCCUCUCCUGGAUCCAGAAAGUGCAUACCUACAAAGCGAGGGUAGCGGUGGUAAAGUCCAGAGACAUGCACUGGUCACUGCUGGCCCAGAGGGACCAGCGUGACAUCAGCCUGAGCUCCUUACGGAUGCUGAUCGUGGCAGAUGGAGCCAACCCCUGGUCGAUCUCGUCAUGUGACGCCUUCCUGAACGUGUUCCAGGCCCGUGGUUUGAGGCCUGAGGUGAUCUGCCCGUGCGCCUGCUCUUCUGAGGCCAUGACUGUCGCCAUCCGCAGGCCUCCAGAGACGGGCAUCCCUCCCCCGGGGAAGGCGGUGCUGUCCAUGAGCGGUCUGAGCCACAGCGUGAUCCGCGUAGACACGGAGGAGAAGCUGUCGGUCCUCACCGUGCAGGACGUGGGCCAGAUCAUGCCCGGAGCCCUGGUGUGUGUGGUGCGGGUGGAGGGCACUCCUUACCUGUGCCAGACGGACGAGGUGGGCGAGAUCUGUGUCAGCUCCAGCACCACCGGCAUCUCCUAUUAUGGCCUGCCUGGCAUGACCAAAAACGUCUUUGAGACCAUCCCAGUGACUGCGUCGGGGGUCCCCAUCACUGACCGGCCCUUCACACGGACCUCUCUGCUGGGCUUUGUGGGACCGGACAACCUGGUGUUUGUGGUGGGUAAGAUGGACGGCCUGAUGGUAGUCAGCGGGCGGAGGCACAAUGCAGAUGACGUGGUUGCCACAGCAUUAGCGGUGGAGCCUAUGAAGUUUGUAUACAGAGGAAGAAUCGCUGUGUUCUCCGUCUCGGUGCUGCAUGAUGAACGCAUUGUGGUGGUGGCAGAGCAACGUCCAGACGCAUCAGAAGAGGACAGCUUCCAGUGGAUGAGCCGCGUGCUGCAGGCCAUAGACAGCAUCCACCAGGUGGGGGUGUACUGCCUGGCGCUGGUGCCUGCCAACACGCUGCCCAAGGCCCCCUUGGGAGGCAUCCACAUCUCGGAGACCAAGCAGCGGUUCCUGGAGGGCGCGCUGCACCCCUGCAACGUGCUCAUGUGUCCGCACACCUGCGUCACCAAUCUGCCCAAGCCUCGGCAGAAGCAGCCAGAGGUGGGUCCGGCCUCCAUGAUUGUGGGGAACCUAGUGGCGGGGAAGCGCAUCGCUCAGGCCUGUGGCAGAGACGUGGCUCAGCUGGAGGACAAUGACCAGGCACGUAAGUUCUUGUAUAUGCAGGAUGUGCUGCAGUGGAGGGCCCAGGCCACUCCUGACCAUCCCCUGUUCAUACUGCUGAAUGCAAAGGGCACAGUUGCCAGCACAGCCUCCUGUCUGCAGCUGCACAAGCGGGCAGAGCGCGUUGCCGUGGCGCUGAUGGAGAAGGGCAGACUGAACACCGGGGACCAUGUGGCGCUGGUCUACCCCCCAGGCAUUGACCUGAUCGCCACCUUCUACGGGUGCCUGUACGCAGGCUGUGUGCCUGUCACAGUCCGACCCCCCCAUCCCCAGAACCUGGCCACCACGCUCCCCACGGUCAAGAUGAUAGUGGAGGUCAGCAAGUCGGUCUGCAUUCUGACCACGCAAGCAAUAAUGAAGCUGCUGAGAUCCAAAGAGGCUGCGGCGGCAGUGGACGUGAAGUCCUGGCCCAUGGUGCUGGACACAGAUGAUCUCCCCAGAAAGAAACCCCCUCAGAUCUACAAACCCCCCACCCCAGAGAUGCUGGCGUAUCUGGACUUCAGCGUGUCCACCACGGGCAUCCUAGCAGGCGUGAAGAUGUCCCAUGCCGCCACCAGUGCCUUGUGCCGGUCCAUCAAGCUCCAGUGUGAGCUGUACCCCUCGCGGCAGAUCGCCAUCUGCCUGGACCCCUACUGCGGCUUGGGCUUCGCCCUCUGGUGCCUGUGCAGUGUGUACUCUGGUCACCAGUCCAUUCUGGUCCCCCCUCUGGAGCUGGAGAGCAACGUGUCUCUGUGGCUGUCUGCCGUCAGCCAGUACAAAGUGCGGGUUACUUUCUGCUCCUACUCAGUCAUGGAGAUGUGCACUAAGGGCCUGGGCUCCCAGACAGAGGCUCUGCGGCUGCGGAACGUCAACCUGUCGUGCGUGCGCACCUGCAUGGUGGUGGCGGAGGAGAGGCCGCGCAUCACGCUCACGCAGUCCUUCUCCAAGAUCUUCAAGGAUCUGGGCCUGUCCGCCCGCGCCGUCAGCACCACCUUCGGUUGCCGCGUCAACGUGGCCAUCUGCCUGCAGGGCACAGCUGGACCCGACCCUACCACCGUCUAUGUGGAUAUGAGAGCGCUGCGUCACGACAGGGUGCGAUUGGUGGAGAGAGGAUCGCCGCACAGCUUACCCCUGAUGGAGUCAGGGAAGAUCCUGCCAGGAGUGAAGGUCAUCAUAGCGAACACUGAGACCAAAGGCCCACUGGGAGACUCGCACCUUGGGGAGGUUUGGGUGAGCAGCCCUCACAAUGCCACAGGCUACUACACUGUGUACGGCGAAGAGGCCCUGCAUGCUGACCACUUCUGCACCAAGCUCAGCUUUGGGGACACCCAGACAGUGUGGGCUCGCACAGGCUACUUGGGCUUCCUUCGCCGCACUGAGCUGACUGACGCUAGUGGGGAGAGACACGAUGCACUGUACGUGGUGGGGUCUCUGGACGAGACGCUGGAGUUACGAGGCAUGCGCUACCACCCCAUUGAUAUUGAGACGUCGGUCAUCCGAUCACACAAGAGCAUUGCAGAAUGUGCCGUGUUCACCUGGACCAACCUGCUGGUGGUGGUGGUGGAGCUGGAAGGCUCGGAACAGGAGGCGCUGGAUCUGGUGGCCUUGGUGACCAACGUGGUGUUGGAGGAGCACUACCUGAUCGUGGGGGUGGUGGUGGUGGUGGACCCAGGGGUUAUCCCCAUCAACUCGCGAGGGGAGAAACAGCGCAUGCACCUGCGCGACGGUUUCCUAGCUGACCAGCUGGACCCUAUUUAUGUAGCCUAUAACAUGUGAGUGAGGCCCGGGAGGGGCGGGGACAUUGUGGCGAGAUGAACAAUUUGCACAUCAUGGGAUGGAGAGAGGGAGAGAAAGACGUGGAGAUGAAGUAAAUGGAUCUUCACUGUGGCUCUCUCUCUGUUCACUUUCCUCAGAAGGCAUGGGCCACUCUUGAUCUCGACAGAGCUAUGCAGUGCGUUUAUUUUUCUAUGACUGACUCAUUCGAAUGCCUUGAACAUUGAGACUGCUUUUGGGUGAGGCAGGUGAUGACAAAAUGUUUUUGUUUUGUUGUCAUUGGUUUUGUUUGUUUUUAUCUUUGUUGUUUUAAUUGCCUGAAAAGUAAAUUGUCAAGCACUCCAUGUGCCAUUAAGCACAGUGACCUUGACCCUCCAACGACCUUGGCCAAGGGCUCCCCCGGUGCCCUGGCUCACAUCUCAGCAGGAAAAGAGGUCUGUAGCAUGGCACUUGUAGGACAUGUUUUACACGACAUGUUUUAGCAAUAUUUGGCCAUGGUUUGAAAUCGUUCAAUCGUUCAUCGUUCAAUCGUUCAUGAACCUAAAAUAUGCCAAUUAAUUAAGCUAAAUGUGACAGUGAUAUCACUACCACCAGAAUAGAAUCUUUGGAUUUGUUUAUCUUCAUAAAUAUGUGGACAAGAUCUGAUGUGGGUUUUACUUAAAGGCCAAAAUGCAAUGAGACUAAUUUGGUUGCCAGCAGUACUGCCCAGUAGCAGUUCUAAUGUUUUUAAUCCGUGUGUGACAAGAAACUAAAGUUUUGGUAGCAUUCCUUGUCAUUUGUUUUAAAACGAGCCUUCCAGAUGCCUGUUUAUUAGCUUGCUUUUAAACUAUCAUUUAAGUAAAGUAUCCACAUUACUUAUUUCAGACUGAUGUCUGGGUCGGCUUGAUUAACCUUGUUCAGGACGUUCAGGUGUAUACUUAACUAUAUGAAUUUACAUUUUUUUGCUGUCUCAAGAUGAUCAGUUUAUAACCUUAACUGAGAUCUUGGUCUAUUAUUGACAAAAACGAUUUAGAUAUACAGUCUUGGCCAAAUUUGUUGUUACCCUUCCACAAAAAACUCAAUAUUUUGAAACAAAAUUGUUGACAUCCAUGAUAUGUUUAUUCCAUGUUUAAUGCAAAUACUAUGUUUUUGACUCUUCAUUCAACAGAAUAUUUUAGUUAAUAAAGAAAACGAAAAUGGCAUGGACAAAAAUAAUGGUACCCUUUCCCUAAUAGUAUAUUACACAACCUUUAGAGGCAAUCAAUGGCAACAAGUCUUUUCAGAAACUCUAAAUGAUCAGACAGCUCUCUCCUCUGCUUUCUCUGGUACAUGCUGAGUAUGGGGCACAGAAUGAACCCAACUGCAGCGUACUGCUUUUCUCCAUUCAAAUAGGCUGAAUGACUGAAUACAAGAUCAAAUACAUCUGUGAUGCUAAUUAAGGUGAAACAGUUUUGAAAAUUACUAUAAUACAGUAAUGUAUCAAUAUUUCUUAGGGGUACCAACACAUUUGUCAAGGCCACAAAGAAUAUCUUUGUAAAAUAAACAAUAAAUUAUUUAUUUUCAA
Molecule: messenger RNA, 6650 nt
Organism: Alosa sapidissima (American shad)
Lineage: Eukaryota; Metazoa; Chordata; Actinopteri; Clupeiformes; Clupeidae
Gene: dip2a
Product: disco-interacting protein 2 homolog A
Cellular component (GO): cell surface
Source: RefSeq, a predicted model, not a curated record